Molecule: messenger RNA, 1743 nt
Organism: Recurvomyces mirabilis
Lineage: Eukaryota; Fungi; Ascomycota; Dothideomycetes; Mycosphaerellales; Teratosphaeriaceae
Gene: MAS2
Product: Mitochondrial-processing peptidase subunit alpha
Exons: 1
Coding region: 1-1743 (580 amino acids)
Cellular component (GO): mitochondrion
Molecular function (GO): metal ion binding; metalloendopeptidase activity
Source: RefSeq, a predicted model, not a curated record
AUGAAACCAUCAAUAUCCCCCCUCCGCCACCUCUCCCGCAAUGCCCGAAUCUCCGCCAUCCGCCGCGGCACCACCCACCCAAGAACCUACGCAACAGUAUCACGCGAGCAACCCACAUCAUCAGCAGCCGCAGCAGCAGACGACACCUCCCUCUCCCAAAUCACCACCCUGCCCAACGGCAUCCGCGUAGCCACCGAGGCCAAACCGGGCUCCUUCAGCGGCAUCGGCGUCUACAUCGACGCCGGCUCGCGCUACGAAAGCGAUGCCCUGCGCGGAGUCUCCCACAUAAUCGACCGUCUAGCCUUCAAAUCCACCGAAGACCAUUCUUCGGACCAGAUAUUCGAGAAGAUGGAGAUGCUGGGCGGGAAUAUUCAAUGCGCUUCCUCCCGCGAAAGUCUAAUGUAUCAGUCCGCGACGUUCAAUAGUGCUGUGCCGGAUACUAUUGCCCUGAUUGCGGAGACGAUACGGGAUCCGGUGAUUAGUGAUGAGGAGGUGGGACGGCAGCUGGAGACGGCCGAGUACGAGAUUGGGGAGAUUUGGGGUAAGCCGGAGUUGAUUUUGCCGGAGUUGGUGCAUAUGGCUGCUUAUAAGGAUAAUACGCUCGGAAAUCCAUUACUCUGUCCGAAAGAGAGGUUGGAUGUGAUUGAUCGGCGGACAGUGGAGGCGUAUCGGAAGAACUUCUUUCGACCGGAGCGGAUGGUUGUGGCAUUUGCGGGGGUGGAACACAAUGGGGCCGUGGAGCUGGCAAAACAUUAUUUUGGGGAUAUGAAGGAUCCCAUGGCCAGGACACCGACCACCCGAUCUCAAAAACAGGGAGAGCAACAUUUACAACCACCCUACCCGACGUCGCAAGUCCCACCACAAAAAGACAGCAAACUAAUGUCCCGCCUCCCCUUCCUCAAGAACCUCUCCACCUCCGCCAACCAAAAAGCCACCGUCUCCCCUCUAGACCCAAAUCAAAUCAUACCUCAUCCUCUGGAUCAAGCGAUAGACUACACCAUCCCCUCCCACUACACAGGCGGCUUCCUAACCCUCCCACCCCUCCCUAUCCCCCCUCAACCCUCUCUUCCGAGAAUCUCCCACAUCCACCUCGCCUUCGAAUCCCUCCCAAUCAGCAGCCCAGACAUCUACGCCCUCGCCACCCUUCAAACCCUCCUAGGCGGUGGCGGCAGCUUCAGCGCCGGCGGGCCCGGAAAGGGGAUGUACUCCCGCCUCUACACCAACGUCCUAAACCAAUACGGCUGGGUAGAGAACUGCCAGGCUUUCAACCACGCUUACACGGACUCGGGACUGUUCGGCAUAAGUGCAGCGUGCGGGACACAAUAUGUAGGACGCAUGAUGGAUACCAUGGCGAGGGAACUCUCCCUCCUCUCCGCCGAAACGGGUCUAGGCCGCUUAUCCGAAAUCGAAGUCAAGCGCGCAAAGAACCAACUCCGUUCCUCCCUCCUCAUGAACCUCGAGAGCCGAAUGGUGGAGCUAGAAGAUCUAGGCCGACAAGUCCAAGUCCAUGGCCGCCGGAUCCCGGUUUCGGAGAUGGUGAGGUCGAUUGAGGAGGUGAGUAUGAAGGAUUUGCGCCGGGUAGCUAAGGAGGUUUUUGGUGGGGGGGUGGGGAAUCCGGGUCAGGGAUCGGGGGCGCCGACGGUGGUGUUGCAGCAGGGGGAGGAGGAGGGGGUUAGGUUUCGGGAGGUUGGGUGGGGGGAUUUGCAGGAGAGGAUUGGGCGGUGGGGACUGGGGAGGCGGUAG